AUGGCCACGGGAGGGUUCAAGUCCAGCGCAGCCACGGAUUUCUUAGAGGAAUGGAAGGCUAAACGUGAGAAAAUGAGAGCCAAAAUGCUUGGGGACAUUGCCGCGGCCACUGGUGCUCCCUUGGCGGCUUCCCACACGAGCAGCAGCAACAGCAGCCCGGAGAAGAGCCCCCCGCCUGGGAACUGCUUUGAGACUGGCCACCCUUUGCACCCAGCAGCACCCACUGCAGCUCCCACUACUGCGACGCCUGCAGCCUCAGCUAAUGUCAAGAGGAACCCGGUCCAGACCAUCCAGACAGACGAGCCCCGUGUGGCCCCUGGCUCCUCUGCGGUGUGUGCGAAGGACAGUGACGGCGGGGACAGUCCAUCUCCCAGCCGCAAGAAGAGCAGUGGUCCCCGGGCCAGGAAGGGAAAGGGCCAGAUCGAGAAGAGGAAGCUGCGGGAGAAAAGGAGAUCUACCGGUGUGGUCAGCAUGCCGUCCAAUGAGAGCCUUGAUGAACUGGAUGACGAUGAUGUUGGAGAGAAGGACAGAAGGAAGGAAGAGGUGCUGGUCCAAGCCAACACCUUCCAGAACGAGUCGAUGACUGCAGACCCGACCACUGGAGACUUCACGGAUACCCCAAGACCUGGGAAUGGGCACCACAAAAGCUCUGCGGGGCCAGCUGCUGUGGAAGAGACCAAUGGAAACAAAAGACAAAACGAUCACAUCAGCGACGAAAUGUGUGUCAUUGCCAGUCUGGAGAAACGGAUGGAAGAGCUGGAGAUGGACUUGGACAGAGAAAGGCAAGAAAAUGCUCUGUUGCUUAAGGCACACCAAGAAAAGGACGACCUCAUCUGCAAACUAAGAGAAGAAAUCGACCUAUUGAACAGAGAUCUUGACGACAUUGAAGAUGAGAAUGACCAACUCAAACAAGAGAACAAGACGCUGCUCAAAGUGGUGGGUCAGCUGACCAGGUAG
Molecule: messenger RNA, 957 nt
Organism: Knipowitschia caucasica
Lineage: Eukaryota; Metazoa; Chordata; Actinopteri; Gobiiformes; Gobiidae
Source: the annotation of a GenBank genome assembly